GCUGCGAACAGGCGCGUCUCAGUGCCGCCGCCGGCGCCGGCCCCAAGCCGGCCCCGAGCCGCCGGCCCCGGCCCCACCCGCCGUCAAACCUCUCAGCGCGGCCUCCGCUUCCGCCGCGAAGGUAUCGAGGCUCCGGACGCCGCGGCAGGCGCUCCGCGGAGGGGCCGCGGCGGGCCGCGGCGGGCGCCUUUUCCGCCUCAUGGGGCCGUGGCCGGCGGUCCUGGGCGGAGCGGCUGGCCUCAGCGUCCUUCCGCUUCCGCGGUGAGCGGCGAUGGCGGCUGCCUGGCUGCUGCUGGCGGUGCUGGGCGCGGCGCUGGCUGCGCCUCGGCGGCGAAGAUGAAGGUAGUGGAGGAGCCGAACACGUUCGGGUUGAAUAAUCCGUUCUUGCCUCAAACAAAUAGGCUGCAGCCGAAGGUGGCCCCUUCUGCAGUAUCUGGCCCUGCCCAUCUCUUUAGGCUUGCUGGCAAGUGUUUCAGUUUUGUGGAAUCCACAUAUAAGUAUGAGUUUUGUCCUUUCCAUAAUGUCACCCAGCAUGAGCAGACUUUUCGAUGGAAUGCCUAUAGCGGGAUUUUAGGAAUCUGGCAUGAGUGGGAAAUUGAAAAUAACACAUUUGUUGGAAUGUGGAUGAGGGAAGGAGACUCUUGUGAAACCAAGAGCAGACAGACGAAGGUUCUUCUUGUUUGUGGAAAAAGCAAUAAAUUGGCUUACGUGUCUGAGCCAAGUACUUGUGUUUACUCUCUGACAUUUGAGACUCCUCUUGUGUGCCAUCCCCACUCUCUUUUAGUUUAUCCGACUCUAACUGAAGUACUACAAAGGAAGUGGGAUGAAGCAGAACAGUUUCUGUAUGAUGAGCUAAUAACUGAACAGGGAUACAAAAAAAUACUGAAAGAGAUUUUUGAGGAAGCAGGACUUCUAAGAACAACAGAAGAAAAGGAAUUUGAGAAACAGAAUAAGAAAAUAAUAAAUUUGGAAUUUGAAACAGUAGAGAACUGCAAUAAGGAGUACAAGCAACUUUCUAAAGAAUUAAAAAAAGUUAAAGAUUUAUUAACUCAGCAUGGUAUUGCAUACAAAACAAGUUCUGCUGAAAAUACCAGUGUUGAACGUACAAGUCAUAAACUGGCAACUGCAGAGACAAAUGUUUUUAAUGGGUCAAAGGAUGAUAAGCACCUGCGUGGAGAUACAGGAAUUUGGAAUGUAUGAAGAAAUCUGGGUGGUAAAAACAAUUUCAUAUGGACUGUUGAGUAAGUUGAAUGUGUGUCAUGCCACUAGGAUGAUUUACCUUCUCUGAAUAUUCCUGACUUUCUGAAUUUCUGCCCUAAAGCAAAGGGAAAAUACUGGAGUGAGGUUUUGCCAUUACUAAGGAGUUACCUCAUUUCUGAGAACAUGUGUAAAACUUCUAUGCUAAGCCUGGUAUUGGGCAUAGGCUUGCUGAUUCUUUCUCUCCAGUUUCAGCUGUUACUUUCUUUUAUCAAUUACUGCACAAUCUGUAGUGAAAGAUGAGGGGUGUAAGUACAUAGAGCUUACACUUCUGUCUGACUAAUGACUUUGUUUUGCCACAAAAUGUGGGCAAACUAAUUUUGCAGUGAGCAGUGGAUUGUUGGCUUUUUUUUUU
This is a messenger RNA of Rhea pennata, 1612 nucleotides long. It is a transcript of the gene GNPTG, whose product is annotated as N-acetylglucosamine-1-phosphate transferase subunit gamma. Lineage: Eukaryota; Metazoa; Chordata; Aves; Rheiformes; Rheidae. Gene Ontology annotation, cellular component: Golgi apparatus. The coding region runs from base 337 to 1200 and encodes 287 amino acids. The record is from RefSeq and is a predicted model, not a curated record. The transcript has 11 exons.